AUGGCUGUGAGAUCCCAUAAAGAAUUCGAUGACCACGGUCUCGAUUUUGUCUUGACGUACUUUGACAACCCUGAAGCGAGUAUACCGCGAUCUGUUUAUAACUGGAUGGUCAAUCAUGGAGGGCCGUAUUUUCUACGGCAGGUGCAUGCAGCAGCGCGUGAUGCAGAACGAUCAGGACGUGAGUUGACCUGGACGUCGGAUAGGAUAGCCAAAUGUCGGCACAAAGCGCUGAAGAAAAUUGACACUGCAUUGAUAAAAGAGGAAAGUGAAGAGGACGAGGCUGAUGAGUCGGAGCUUGUUGACGCAGUACAGCCGACAUCCAAAGCACAUAAGUUCACUUUUACUUCUGUGGAUACCAAGCUACCCGCUGAGACAUAUGUGAAUGCGUAG
Cooperia oncophora is the source of this 390-nucleotide messenger RNA. The record is from the annotation of a GenBank genome assembly. Lineage: Eukaryota; Metazoa; Nematoda; Chromadorea; Rhabditida; Trichostrongylidae.